Molecule: messenger RNA, 748 nt
Organism: Ceratina calcarata
Lineage: Eukaryota; Metazoa; Arthropoda; Insecta; Hymenoptera; Apidae
Product: meiotic nuclear division protein 1 homolog
Exons: 5
Coding region: 96-710 (204 amino acids)
Biological process (GO): reciprocal meiotic recombination
Cellular component (GO): nucleus
Molecular function (GO): double-stranded DNA binding
Source: RefSeq, a predicted model, not a curated record
AUUAAUCGAACCGUGGAAGCUUGUAACGUUUCAGGAAAUCGACAUUUCGAGCAUACGAAAGAAUCAUAAAAUACAACUCAUAUAAGUUAAUUAAAAUGUCAAAACGAAGAGUUACUCUCGAUGAGAAACGUACAAGAUUACUUCAUCUCUUUUACGAGAAGAGAGAAUUCUUUAGUUUAAAAGAAUUGGAAACCAUCGCACCUAAAGAAAAGGGCAUUGUUGCACAGUCUGUGAAAGACGUACUUCAAAUGUUGGUAGAUGAUGGAUUAGUCAGAUCGGAAAAAAUUGGCACUUCGACAUAUUUUUGGACUUUCCCAGGAGAAAAUAUAACUGGGACCGAACAACGAAUAUCUGAUGCCUCUAAGAAGAUAGUAGCUGCGGAAUUCAAACUUCAAAAAUUAAGGGAAGCCUGUGAAAAAGAGAAGAUAGGAAGAGAAGACACAGAGGAGCUGCAGAUAUUAUUGAAUGAGAUAGAAAAACUUAGGGCACAAGAAACUCAAUUGAAUGAACAGAUUGCUAAAUUCAGUGACACUGAUCCUGAAGCUAUAGCCAGAAUGGAACGAGAAGUGAAAGAAUACAAAGAAGCUGUGAAUGUAUGGACGGACAAUAUUUUUGCAGUACAAAGUUGGUGUAAAAAGAAAUUUGACAUAUCGGAAGAAAUCCUCAACAAGCAAUUUAACGUUCCUAAUGAUUUAGACUACAUAAACUGAGAUUGUACGGAAAUAAAUUUUCAUUUUUCUAUUACGUA